Molecule: messenger RNA, 348 nt
Organism: Acanthoscelides obtectus
Lineage: Eukaryota; Metazoa; Arthropoda; Insecta; Coleoptera; Chrysomelidae
Source: the annotation of a GenBank genome assembly
AUGGGUAAAGACGCUGUAAUUCAGGAUAAAGAGAAGUUCCAAGUGAAACUGGACGUGCAAGACUUCAAACCUGAGGAAAUACAAGUGAAAACGGUUAAUGGAAAUGCCAUCCAGAUAGAAGCCAAACACGAGGAAAAGCAUGGUAAAGAUCAAGGGUUCAUAUCCAGACAUCUAGUCAGGAGGUUUGUGCUACCCAAAGGGCACGACGUUCAGAAUGCAGUGUCUACCCUAUCAUCUGAAGGUGUUUUAACCAUCACGGCCCCCAGGAAUCCAAACGCCAUAGAAGAGGAAAGGAAGAUUCCCAUUACACAUGAGAAUCAGGAUACAGCAAAGAUUGAAAGCAAGUGA